Messenger RNA from Alternaria infectoria, 783 nucleotides. RefSeq lists its product as uncharacterized. Bases 1 to 783 code for a protein of 260 amino acids. Lineage: Eukaryota; Fungi; Ascomycota; Dothideomycetes; Pleosporales; Pleosporaceae. The transcript is spliced from 2 exons. The record is from RefSeq and is a predicted model, not a curated record.
AUGCUGAUAAAACACUAUCUGCCUCGUGAAGUUCGGGACAUGAUUUGGGCCCAGGUCUGGGACGAACAUACCGUUGAGGAAAGCCUCGUUUACAUGCGCAAUACCAUCAACAGCACCUGCCGUCUGUGCCUCAACACUAAGAACCUAAACUGUCCAUAUCAUCUAUGUCUCCCAUUCUUUGUGCGCCCGGAGCUGGUUGGAUCAGAGAUGGCGACAGAACUAGUGGAGUCAUGGUACAACAUUGCAGCGACCAAGCACCACAAGCUACUCUACGCGUGGACCGCCAAGGGUGUACAGGAGAUCAUUUGCAAGGACGCUUUCAACAUUGGACGCGAACCAGCCCAGUUCAUAAGAAAGCUGGAAAUCAGCAUGAAUGUGGACGAUUUCGUUCCACCACAGGUGCCAUUGGAACCGGGAAAAGAGGGUUGGGGUGAUAUCAGGAGUGCAGAACAUCGCCGGGAACUCAUCACCGAGCCUCUUUUGAAGAUCCAAAACAAAUCGGGAUUCCGGUUCAAGAUUGAAGUCUGCCACAGUCACAUCAGGCUCAACCUCUGGAAAGAGGUUUUCGACACGUUUCGAGAACCGGUGAGAGUGAUGAAGGACGAAGGGGCGAUUGUGAAAGCCACCUUUAUCUACAAGGGAGGUCAUAAUAGGAGUGACGAUGUGGCAACGUACGACAUCUUGGAUGCUAUGACACAGCCCGAGGAGGAAUGGAAAGCGAACGCAGUAGCGUUCUUUGAUGCGGUUUGUUUUUCUUCACCUUCGCACUUCGCAUCCAGCUGA